Cetraspora pellucida is the source of this 360-nucleotide messenger RNA. The record is from the annotation of a GenBank genome assembly. NCBI's taxonomy places the organism in Eukaryota, Fungi, Glomeromycota, Glomeromycetes, Diversisporales, Gigasporaceae.
AUGCGAUGGAUAGAGCAUACUAGCAUUAAAACAUCCAAAGAUAGUGCAAUGAAAAGAUGCUUAAAUUUAGAACUAAUAUUAAAACUGGAAGAAACUGAACAACAUCAAUCUUAUCAAAAAAUACUUCAAAUAUUAAUUGAAGAAGAAUCAACUUCACAAGAGUUAAUAAAAGCAAUUAAAGAAAUACAACAAAGUUCUAAAGAAAGAUUUGAUAAAGAAGAAACUGAUAAACAACUAAAAUUUACAGAAAUAGUAAAAGGAACUACAAGAAAGCAAGAUAUUACAAAGAUAUUGCAUUCAGUUUAUAAUCAAUUCUACAAGAAGGAAAAGAAAAUUAACAACAGUCAUAUCAAGACUUAA